Molecule: messenger RNA, 6441 nt
Organism: Hymenoscyphus albidus
Lineage: Eukaryota; Fungi; Ascomycota; Leotiomycetes; Helotiales; Helotiaceae
Source: the annotation of a GenBank genome assembly
CCUUACUGUAGGUACCUAGGAGGUACCUAGGUACAAGUACUUACUGAGUACACCUACCAGUACGAGACGCACCAAGUACUCAGGCAACGUACGCUACCUACACGCUACUCGUACCUAUCUGUCAGUCUGCCAUGCAAAGCCAAACUAAAUUUACCACAACCACUACUGUACCACCAUCUCACUCCCCAUCUUCUCCUUUCACACCACUGGCACUGGCACUGGCACUGGCCUAGUCCUCAUCCAAACCCAUCCCAACCUUCUCUCGCCAUCCGCCAUCUCGACUAUCCGUCCAUUGUCAAUUGAUUUUCCUUUGACCUUCCUGAAGCCUCCCCCGGCGAUUCGUGCGGGUGCCUCCGCCCUUCACUCACUUGCUACCUAGGUACCGAGUACCACCUGCACACCACCCUUCCUCGCUAUAUUUUGCCUGAGGGCAAUCGAGAAAAGACGCUGUCAUUCCUUUCCCGCGCGACAUCGGAUAUUUGUCUGCAGAUCCGCUCAAGAAAUUCAGUGAAUUGGGGAGAAGGCUCGCCAAAGGAACAACCACCCGUGACCUUGGAUACUGCGCGCCGACAGCUACUUACAUUCAUAAUCUCUUUCACCACAGCACCUUGAAAUUUCCAUUUCCUAUCAACUCCAGGAAUCCAUGACCCUCGACGCACAAUGACAAGACCAGAAAUUAUCCGGGCAGGUAAGCGCUGCCGAUUCGUCCUACAAUCCAUCCAAAGAGUGAUCGCUAAUAUUGGACAGAUUCCAUAGAUCUCCAAGACCAGACAGCCCCCUCGGCGCAGGAUCACUCUCGAAAGCCUACGAACGCGGCCCCCUUGGGAGCUGGCCCUCCGGCUCCACACCAAGCAGAAGCCUUGCGGGAAGUCGCAGCAGAAGCAGCAGAACAAAACGGUCGCAGCCCACGAGUAUCAAAGGAAUGGACCUCGGGCGAGAUUCAGCAGAUGCAGGAUUAUGGUAGGGCAGAGGAGGACUUGGCUAGCUCAGCGACGACAAAAUUGAAUGGCUCAAAUAAGCAAGAUACUUCGGCAGUCUCGCAAAAUGGUGCUAGCACGAUGGUAUCUACCGCCGAGGAUGCAGACAUGGCUGAUGCCGAGGGUGACGAUGGAAUGGACGACGAUUUGAUGGACAAGAUCUCGAGUUCCCCGUCAAUCGACGAUGGUGGGUAUUCCCUUCUAAAAACAUGGCCUCUCAGGUCUACUUCUCUUAGCAGCUGUGAACCAGCCACUCCACCUCCGUCUUCACAAGCGUGCGACAACGGUUCAUCGCCAUAUCUGGUGACGCCUACAAGAUUCCCGUUGUGCUCUCCACAAGCCCAAUCCGACAGUGGCGAAGUGCAACGCGAUAAGGUGCAACAGAAUCAUCAUCUUCUGAGUGAGUAUUCGGCCGGCACAACGGGAAAUGAGUAUACUUUCAGCGAUUAUGACCAUAGCAAUUAUGUUGACCCGCCAUCUCCCAUGAUUGUGAGAGGAAGUUCAAGCCCCUAUCACCAGAUAUCCUUCCAGGACCCGUUCUCCGAUGACACACUGCAGACACGCUCCAGUACGCUUCUCACGCAGCUUUCAGGAAACGGGAUUCACAUGGAUAUGAGUUUUGAUAACGGGAUGAUCGUGCCUUAUGAAAGCGAAAGCUCCGAUGAAGAUGAUGAUUUUGAAAUUCCCUACAAUACCGAUUCCAGAUUUCUUGAUUCAGGGUGGGGUGGAGAAUGCUUACGUGAUUUAGAGGACAUCGAUUUCGAAUUCGUCUACGCUCUCCAUACAUUCGUCGCAACGGUCGAGGGUCAGGCAAAUGCCACAAAGGGCGAUACAAUGGUACUCCUGGAUGAUAGUAACAGCUAUUGGUGGCUUGUGAGAGUAGUCAAGGAUAGUAGUAUUGGUUAGUCACAGUGGGAUAGCGACGCAACGACAUCGAAUGUUGAACUAACGGAAGUUUCUAGGAUACUUACCUGCGGAACAUAUAGAAACGCCCACCGAAAGACUGGCCCGUUUAAACAAACACCGCAACAUAGAUGUGCGCUAUUUAUCCCACCACGUAUCAGUCCUUUUUUUAAACUAACAAAAUUAGCUUACAUCUACAAUGUUGGGCGAUCAAGCAGAAAAAUCUAAAAAUCCACUCAAAAAGGCCAUAAAGAGACGGAAUGCUAAAGCUGUAACUUUUGCUCCGCCGACCUAUGUGGAGGCGUCGGAUAUGGAUUAUUCCACUGAUGAAGAGGAUGGUGAAGGGGAGUUCUACAGAUCUAAUGAGGAGCAAGCCCAGAACGCUGAACAACAGGAUUCAUCUGCAGAACAAGAUGAGGCUAACACUGGCGAACCACCAAAAGCUCGUUCUACAGUCCAAGAAGUCAGGUCCGAUAAGGCUGACCCCGACAACAAAGGCGGAGAAGGCGUUUCAGCAGGUAAUCCUGACGGUGAACGGACUAGUGAGGAGAUUCUAGAUGGAAAGGUGGAGAGCAAAUCGCGAAACGGCACGGUCAGAAAUACAGAUUCGUUUUUCAAGGACGAUUCUGUGGAGACCCGGAAAAUCACUCUCACACCCAACUUGCUCCGCGAUGAUUCGAGCACUUCAACACGUACUUCGAACGAUUCCAAGGAAUUCAGUAAGCGACCAAGUCUUGACAAACUUGAAAAGGACUCCGCCUCCGAUAAAGCCAAAGAUAAAAAGGACAAGAAGGAUAAGAAGGAUAAAGACAAGAAACCCGGAAUGCUCAGCGGUCUAUUCAAAAGAAAAGACAAGAAAUCGAGAGCAAUCGAAGAUGAAGUUGAAGAAAUGAUGGCUGGCAAGAAGUCGAAUGAGCACUCAAGAUCAUCUCCUGUUCCAAGUAAGGAUUCGGACGAAAUUGGAUACAGUUCAGAGACUCCACAGACUUCAGUCACACCACAAAAACAACCAAGUAAAUUGCAAAAACAGCCUCGUACAGAAAUGUCCCCCAGUCGACAGCCAGCCUCUGUCAAGGAUGCCAAGCCUGUGGAAAAACCGCAACAAGCUCCCGCCCCUGAGCGAGCUCCGCCUGCAGAAUCGGUACAGGCGCCAUCGAUGCGCCUGGUGCAAUCCGAGCCCGUCGCUGAGGCCUCACAACAACCACGAGAACCUUCGGCUGAAAUCUCCAGAACUCCCGCUCCCAUCCUCACGGCACCAAAAGAGCAGAAACCCGUAGGUGCAAUUACCAAGAUACUUCGCUCUGCGAGUGGCUCAACAUCGGAUCCCAAACCUGUCAAGGCGAAAAAAGCCAAAGAGAGAGUCGAGCUAGACGAUUUUGAUUCCACGCCAGAAAGCUCCCCCAUUGAGGAGCCUACGCGAGAAAAUAGCCAGCAAUCUCGACCAAUUCCAGGAAGCUUUCCUGACAGCUAUAUUUCUACGAAUGACAAUACAACUGAUCGGCUGUCAGCAUCUCCAGUUCAGGUUUCGCCCAUUACACCUCCUCGGUCAUAUCUACCUCCACUCGUGAUCGACAACUCGAGCCAGGAAGAGCCGCCAUCACCAAGAUCGUCGCCAUCACCAGAACUUAUAGAUGCCGAUGAUGUACAUGACAAGAAAGAGACAGGAAGCUCCUCGACGUCUGCAUCCACACCCACGUGGAGUGACUCCCAUCUUCGCACUUUCUUUGAUGACGAUGCUGAUAUCAAAGACCUUCUGGUCGUGGUUUAUGACAAGUCAGGCGUCGUGCCUGCUGGUCCUGAUCAUCCGAUCACGGGGAAUCUCUUCCGUGAAGAAAAUGCCAAAUUAGCAGACAUCACAAAUGUAAGUUGCAACCUGGAUUGUACUCAUCAAGUAAUGUUAACGUGUCUUGCAGCGUUUGGACGGUAUGCUUGGAGAUUGGCUUGCUCGGAAAAUGAGAGCACAGGCAUCGAGGUGAGAGAUGUAGCUCUUGGGAUUGCAUAUGAUUUGAAUGAUAAUGAGGGUUCUUGUUUUUCUGGCGUUUGGAAAUGGGGUGGCGUGGAACAAAUGGAUAUACCAUAUUGUGUGGACUUUCCAUCUUCUGUAUACUCGUGGGGCGUCAAAAUUGUUGUUUAUUGUUGGAAGUUCUCUGUAGCCAUGCAUUGCUCUGGCGUGGUAUUUGAAAAGAUGGAAUUUAGUAUAAUUAUAACAAUACUAUUAUGUUAUUGUGAGAUGGUUUCCCUGAGCUUGUGUAUGGAUGAAGUGGCGAAAAGCGAGACCGCGAUACCUUUGGGAACGUACUUCACUCAUCGCGGUACUCAGGAUCUGAGGAUUUGUGAAGCACUGAAUUGACCACGUCCUGAAUUUUGUCUGAUCUUAAAUUUGUAUAGAUAUCUACUACGUAGAUACGCUACUCGUAGAUUUCUGUCAUGCUGACCAUAGUCAGCGUGGCAGACAUGCCGUGCCCUGAGUUGGGGUGAUAUUGGCUGGCGCUUCGGUACAUUUAUAUUAAUAGCAAGGGGCAACGGCGAUUCAUUGGAGGCGAGCGAGAGCAGAGGGGGAGAGCAGAGGGCCACCGCACCUGGGUGGGGUGGUCAAAGCGCUACCAGUACUCGCGCUCGCGCUACCUCGUCGCUAAGACAUCCCAGCGGAGGGCCCACCAGGCCAGGAUCCAUUGCAACAACUUGAGAGCCAGAGCCCAAGCCCAAGCCUUCAACCUGCGUGCGUCGUGCGUGACGAACAUCUCCACGUCUUCCGCCCUGACGAGCGGCUCUCACGGCUCUCACGACCUCCAUACCCGAAUCCUUCUGCCCCAGCUCCCAGCUCCCAGCUCCCAGCUCCCUCCGCUCAUCGACGCCCACGCCCAGCAUGGCCUUCGAGUCUGGCACUGCCUACCCCGAGUCUGACGCCGACGACGAAUAUGAGCGCAGCGUCCACGCCAGUUCGCCCGUCUUGGCCACAGACUCGGAAUUGUCACCAACCUCAUCCGAUGGAUUGUCGUCGAACGAACACACGCCGACCACAUAUGGUGCUCCUGGUAGCAGCGACAGACUACCCGAGGCUAUCAUCACAGAAUGGACCGCAGAGGAGUGCGCCGACUUUGUAGGCAGCCUGGGCUUGCGCCAAUACGCAGACCAAUUCUUAGGUACAGAGCCAUCCCACAGAGCCUCUCACCAUGGUGCUGAUAUGGAACAGAAAACGAAAUUGUUGGCGAGGCCUUGGUCGCACUGCAGCACGACGAUUUGAAGCAGAUGGGGGUGACGAGUGUGGGCCAUCGCCUGACGAUGUUGAAAAGCGUCUAUGAUAUCAAGAUGAAACAGGACAUACCUAUAGAAAGCGAUCACUAUGUCCCUCUAUGUGAGUAUUGGCUGUGGGGAGCGAAUUCGAGAUGCUAAUGCGAAGGAUAGCUGCGGACGCCGAGGCCCAAUACGCCACAGCAACAUUGAAAGACAUCAAGCAGCUGGUGGAACAACUGCGAUUGCGAGACGAGCGGAUGACCAUCGCCGAAACGGAACUGCGAAGGAUAACAAAUGAGUAUGCGAAGUUGAGGCAGGAUCUGUUACCCGUUUUCCGCCUGGCCAAAGAAGGGCAACCCCUCCCGUACCCGUCCUCUCAAUCAAACCAAAAUUCCUACAACUACGAAACGACCAACACCAUUUCACCGCCUGCACCAACUCCCAAUUCAAGUCAGUCCGGGGUUGGCCUAUCACGAAACUUUUCUACGAAAAAGCUAUUCUUUGAGCCAUCGAAAAAUGCUUCGCCGACAUACCAACAAUUGACCCACGACAGAUCCAUGGAACAGACAUUGGAUCCUGCCAACGCUGCUGAAAGGGCAGUCCUACAAUCUUCGUCCCUUUUAGCUGCCAAUGGUGGCUCUGGCGGCGCUAUAUCACCUGGUUAUCCAUCGCCCAACCAACCUUCGCCAACUUCGCCCCCAACAUUUAAUGGCUCUACCCUUGGUGCACGAUCAUACAACGGUCGUUCAGAUCAACAACCUACACCAUCUCGCAGUACUUUCGACGGCGAUUACCAACCAUCAACUUACUCCCGUGAUUCAACAAAACCCGCUCCAUCACGACGAGGAGCCCAAACCCCAGCACUCGACACACCUUCGGGUGGUGGAGGUGGUGGGGCAUCGGUGGAGAUAUUCAAGUCAUUUCGUGUCAGUAUGGAGGAUCCAUGUUACAAGGUCCUACCGGCAGCUUUGAAGAAAUACAACAUCAACGCACCCUGGGAACAAUAUGCCUUAUACAUUGUUUACGGGGACCAAGAAAGAUGUCUGGGCAUGAUGGAAAAGCCACUUAUACUCUUCAAGCAACUAGACAAGGAAGGCAAGAAGCCAAUGUUUAUGUUACGGAAAUUGACAUCAAAUACCGAAGGUCAAGCUGGAGAUGUUCCUGGAAGUGCUGGUCUAGAUGGGAAUUUGGGGCGAUCGUAUCAGAAUUCGUCGGGAUACGAACCACCUGGGGGGAUCAUAUAAAGAGAGACCAAAUAUGUCUUGAUCUGGUGUAUGGUGUUUGAGGAUAUGUAUAUUUUUGAGAUGGGAGCAAGGAAUUUUUUUGG